Messenger RNA from Penicillium cinerascens, 1893 nucleotides. Its product is annotated as arylsulfotransferase family protein. Lineage: Eukaryota; Fungi; Ascomycota; Eurotiomycetes; Eurotiales; Aspergillaceae. The transcript has 2 exons. Bases 1 to 1893 code for a protein of 630 amino acids. The record is from RefSeq and is a predicted model, not a curated record.
AUGGCCCUGUCUCUCCUUGUACGGAUAGCAGCGUGCCUAGCACUGAUACUAUACGCUCGAGCAGACAAGGACAGUUACUGGCGCAGCCAGAGGUAUGGGAGCGGCUUUGACGGGCCGUUUCCCCUGCAGCGGUACGCGUCGAAGGGGAUUCGGGGUCCGAUUCUGAAUUAUUGGCAGCGCAGUGUGGCGUGCAGUAAUGGGUAUACUCUUCUCGCGCCGCGUGGUCCGGCGGUGCGCAACGCCGGGCCGAUGAUUCUGGACUCGGAGGGCCAUCUUGUUUGGUUCAAAGAGUAUGAGUAUUUGGUUACGUUCAAUGUCAAUGUUUAUACCUAUAAGGGCGAGAAGUACUUGACGUACUGGACGGGGACCCAAGUUGACGGAGCCCAUCCUGUAGGUGUGGGUUAUAUGCUCAACUCCCACUACGAAGAAGUAUACAAAAUCACCGGCGUGAACGGUCUGGACUUUGACAUGCACGAGUUCCAGAUCACGCUCAACGACACGGCCCUCUUUGUUGCUUACGCGAUCACCCCCGCCGACUUGCGCGAAGUAGGCGGAUUAGAAGACGGGUGGAUCUGGGAUGGGAUCAUUCAGGAAGUGGACGUCGAGACGAACGAGCUGCUUUUCGAAUGGCGCGCCUCGGAGCAUUUCUCAUUCGCAGAGGUCGACCGGGAGCGUGAAGGGAAUGGCGAUAGUAAAGAACAGCCAUGGGACUUCUUCCAUAUCAAUAGUGUCGAUAAGGACGAGAAGGGCAAUUUCUUGAUUUCGUCGAGGUUUAUGAGUUGUCUGGCGUAUAUUGAUGGCCGGACGGGUGAUAUUAUCUGGAAAUUGGGUGGGAAGCUCAAUUCCUUCGUGGAUUUAUCGGAGGGUGCCGCGUCAAAUAUCAGCUGGCAGCAUCAUGCUCGCUUCCAGAAGGACUACGACACCGAGACUACGCGAGCUAUCACCAUCUUCGAUAACUCGUCUCGUGGAAAAGGCGCACCGGAGAACCCGAGCCGUGGAUUGUUCAUCGAUAUCGACGAGACCAACAUGACCACCUCCCUCCGACAGGAGUACUGGAACCGACUUCCGAUCAGCAGCCAGUCCCAAGGCUCGGUACAGGUUCUGGACAACGGCAACGUGCUCGUUGGAUACGGAUACAAUGCAGCAUGGACCGAGUUUUCCUCCGACGGCGAGGUGCUCUGCGAAGUACACUUCGGUUCCGAAUAUGACUUCUACACCGGGCAGAUCAUGUCAUACCGCGUUUUCAAGCAGGACUGGGUCGGUCGGCCUCUUACCAAUCCCGACGUGGCACUGGCUGAGACGCACGCUUCCGUGAGCUGGAAUGGAGCUACGGAGGUUGCGACCUGGGUGUUGCAGGGUGCAUUCGCACAGCAGAAUGGGACUGUGCGGCGCUUUGUUUAUGUGGAGGAGAUGAAAGAUGUGGAGCUUGAUUUCAUACUCGCUGUUCCGAAGACUGGGUUUGAGACUGUGAUCAAUAUCCCGCCGGAUUGCCCGUACAGAAAGUUACGUAUUGUCGGGCUUGACAAGACAGGUGGAUAUCUUGGUGCAUCGCCGUUGAUGGACUGGGAUGACCCGAAGAAACUGGGACUGGAGGUUGCCGUUUAUGAUGGGGAGGAUGAGGAUGAGAUGAAAGUGCAUAUCCCGCCUGCUCUGAUGUUCGGGAUGGGAUUUGUGACUGCUACGGCUGUCGUUUUGUGUGCAUUGCUUGUGUGGAAGUAUGUACCUUUCUGUACUUGGAGGCGGUCUUUCGCCAAAGAUGGCCAUGAAGUGGGUGGCACUCAACGGCAGACCGUGAAUUCUGGAGAGGAACUGGAUGAACUGGAUGACCUGAGUGAUUUGGAGUAUGGGGUGCGAGCAGACGAUCCUCUCUUGACGCGGGAAGAGGACAAGUGA